Molecule: messenger RNA, 828 nt
Organism: Ambispora leptoticha
Lineage: Eukaryota; Fungi; Glomeromycota; Glomeromycetes; Archaeosporales; Ambisporaceae
Source: the annotation of a GenBank genome assembly
AUGUCUCAAAAAAUGAAAGUAAAUUCUACAAAUAAAAAAACCCUUGUUUCUCUUAAAGUAAAGUUACCCUUUCCCCCCGAAAUUACUCCAUUAAAUUUGAUUGAAAAAUCAAUAACCAAACUUAAAGUUUCUGGAAAAACCAGUCGUGUCCCAAAUUCAUUUAUAUGCUAUCGUAUGACUUUCUGUAAGGUUCUUCAAUCUUUAAGAUACCCUGUUAUCACACAACCACAACUUUCGACAAUGAUCAAAGAAUCCUGGUUAGGAGAACCUGAACAUGUACGAAUGGAGUAUCAAAGAAUUUCAUCAGAAGCUAGCAAUAUUUAUAAGCAAAUGUGUAUUGAUCAUAAAUUACUUGUGCAGGAACAAAAAAAUAAGUUUAAAAAUGUUCCGGAAGGUUCUCCAAUUAUAAUAAGCACGGAUAAUAGUUCUGGUUCAAGUUCGUCGAGUUCUUCCGAAACUAGAAAUCUCGACAACUUAUUUCCGAUUUUUCAUUCACAAACACUUGCUGAAAGUGAAUCACUACUUAUGGAUACCGAACCAUCCCCACAUUCUCAUUUAAAUAUUUAUGAACCGGAUGAGGAAGUAUAUUCUCAAAAUCAUUUACAAAACAUUCCAAACAACACUCGACCAAAUGUGCAAUCUAUGGGAAUAUCACCAUCAUUUCCAGCGGGGUUCGUUGAUCCAAGCUUGCUAAACUACAAUCCGAAUGCUUUCAAUAAGUUUCCAUCUUUAUCAAGCUCAUGCGAAGGAUGCAAUGAAAAAAUUGAAGCUCUAACUCAACGUGGAAUUGACGGGUAUGGUACACUUUUUAAACCUAUAAACAGCUGA